Molecule: messenger RNA, 6976 nt
Organism: Magallana angulata
Lineage: Eukaryota; Metazoa; Mollusca; Bivalvia; Ostreida; Ostreidae
Exons: 2
Coding region: 741-5399 (1552 amino acids)
Source: RefSeq, a predicted model, not a curated record
AUACCACAGAAAUCUUUAAUAAUUUUCUUGCUUCCGAACACCGCUUGUCUUUGUAUUUUGCUGCUAUUUCCCAAUCGAUAAUUUCACUCAUACAAUACACGUGUCUGAUGAAGAUUCGAUAAUAAAUGCAAGGAUAUGGUAGAGGUAUAUAACAUCUGUGACGCUCUCGUUUCGUCUAAAAGACUGUGCUGUAGCGACUAAAUAAAUUAAUCAAGCUGUUAUUUGUUACUGUAUAGACCCAUUCAACGCCGGAUUGUAAUUAUACAAGAAUUUGCAUGUCAAAGGCCAGUUACGGGACCUAGCGCAGUAGGACACAUGGCAAAUGUUAUUAUUGUGCUUAAGAUAACAUGAUAAUUAGCUGUAACAAUCAUCGAUAAUUCACUCAAAAUUAGUCAAUGGAUUUUUUUUUACCUAUCGAUCGCAUUGCCGACCACGUGUAUGUAACGCAACAUUUCAUUGGUUGCCCGUCUGGAAAAGGAAUUCUGAAACACCGGGCUAUAUUUGACAACUAAGCUUUGCAGUAGUAUGUGUAAAUUCAGCGUUAAAUGGACAGUGUUUUCCCUUAAAUCUACGACAAGGACACAUAUGGCCGACUGUAAUCACAGAGUGAAUGUGAGCUGUGGCGUGAUGGAUCAUAUAUUUAUCGAGCGAGCUGUGUAAAAGAUCUGGUGUUUAUAAAGGUAUACAAUGUGACAUUCCAAGGAUAUCUCAGGUGUGUUUACAUCCGCUGGACACAGUGAAUGAUGGAUAAUAUAGGUAAAGGCGCCGGGCUAGGGUCCCACACCGAGGGGGCAUUCGAGAGAUUUUUGACAGCCGCCAUUGCCACAAUAAUAACUAUUAUGUUUUCAUGGAGGUUGCUAGAAGAGCAACAGGACCAAGUUGACAAUGGCCGACCUACAAAAUUCAGACCACAACAAAUAAUCAAUCCGACGAAAAAAACCGAUAAAAAUGAUGAAUGUGACAAACACAAUAAAGCUAUUGUGGGUAAUUCUACCUCGAUGAGCCCCUCUGCCGAAGUGUCGGGCAUAUCGGGUUCGGACGACGGUACAUCAAAACUCGCCACAUCUGAAGGCUCGGGGCCAGAAUAUUACUGUGUUUCAGAUGAUGACGACGAUAGUCCUACCUGGGCCAAUUACAGCUGGGAAGACGACAUGUAUGGCGGCAUACACACCCGUAGGACAGCUAGAGACUUUAUCUCGUCAGCCAAAACCUUGAAGGACAGUGACAAAAACUCAUCGCCGGAGAACAGUGAUAUUUCACCGCCGCUGUCAAGUCAACUGCUGGAGGAAAUGUAUGUAAAUAGUGAAUACAGAAGCGCCGUAGAGGAAGCAGAUAGUUCUAUGCAAUUUAGUGACAGCAGUGAUGAUGAGGACGAUGAUGAAGAAGAAGAGGAGGGGAGAGAUGAGGGUGAAUUUUGUUUCCCGCCUGCAGAUGAAAACCAGGUGUACUGUCCCCAACCAUUGGCUCCCAUCAUUGAGGAAGAUUCCGACGAUGAAUAUGAUGACACUGAUGAAAGUGAAACCGAAAGUGAAUAUGUGAGGAACCACAAAGUCUCUGACGGUUUGAGUGAGGAAAACUUCAUGGAUGUAAAAGACUCGUCUAACGAAGAAGUUGUUGAACGCAUUCUCGAUAAUAGCGAACAGCCAUUUGACAGGGAUUUAGCAACAGUGACAGAGGCAGAAAAACAGCAGGAGGGGAAUUUAAAUGUUAACGAGAUUGAAACUAAAGAAUGUGGGGAACUUGAUUCAAAGUCGGAUAUAAUUACCGUUAACAAUCGCCCCGAAAAUCUGACAUACUUUGAUUCAGACGAAGCGGAAAUUAUGUGCAAUUCACCUGUGCGAACAUGUGCAAUUGACGAUGACGAGAAUCUCUCUGAUGAGUCGUGUAGUACUUGUAGUAGUAGCGCCUCGGUACUGACAGUCGUGAGUGUCAACACGUGGGAAAUUAACAAAGCGAAAGAGAAACUAGAUAGCCAGCCCUCUGGGCAAGCGUGCUCUACAAUGCCCGAAUGUGAAAAGGUCAAAGACCCUACCAACCAAAGCCUGCUAGCAUUCAUACACAAUACUGAAAACACUCCAGACGACAGCUGCAAAGCUGACUUAACACUACCCCGCAAAACAGCCAACCUCACAGAUGACCGAGAUUUAAAUGUACAAGUACAAAAAGAUUUAGAAGUGACCAUUCCUGUGGAUUUGCAUACAACAAACGAAAAGCAAAGAACUGCAAGUGAUUUGGAUUAUGAUGAAUUCGUGAAAUCUAUCAAUGAUCAAAGUGAAAUUCGCGGAGAUGAUGAAGGGAACAAAAUCAAAGAAAACGGACGAUUAAGCCCCAUAUUCGCGGAGGAAACUCGGAAUAGCUUGGCAUAUGACAGUAGAUUUGACGACGAUGUCCAGCCGCGAGAGUACAACCCGUUCGAGGACGAUUUCUGUGAUUUCAGCGAGGACAGCGAUGAUAGCGACUCGUUCUUUAUGGUGGUCGGCAAUAACGGGCAUCUCAGGAACUUUGAAACUGUGAACAAUUUAAACAUUGCCGGGCUCUCACAGCCGUGUGAAGACUUGAGGACUCUUAUGCACAGCCCUAAUCAGUCAUUGGUGUUCACUAGAACCGAGGAUAUCAGCAUAGAGCACAGGAGUAGGUAUUUCACCCGGGAACGAAAUGCCGACACUGAAAACAGUGCCGAGUACUUGAACAAUAUCAACGAAAUAGAUUUAGUCAUUCGCGAGUCAAACGAAGUGGUGAGCGAUUGUCUGGUGAUUUCGGAGAGUCCUUAUCCUCCAGCAGACGACAGAGAAACAACAACGGAUACAGCGACCAUAAUUGGUGGACGCUCCGAGGAGGACAUUAUUGCUAUAGACGAGAAAACACGUCUUCUUAACGAAGCCAAUACAGCCUCAACCAAGAUCGAUUUUACUCAGCUAGAUAAUCCAUCAGCUGUCCAAACAGAAAGCAUUCUAUCAUACACUACAGCAAGUUUAGAUAAAGUUGAUGAGGACCCAGAGAGAAGUCGUGACAAGAAUUUAAUACAGCGUGCUGAUGAAGGAGAUGAGAUCAGUGAAGGCGAGGAGGGUACCCCAGCGUGUGAUGGACAGAGUUUACACAUAUCAGAGGAGGACCUUGUCCUCGAGACAGAGUGCACAGCACAACAAGACGAGCUUUUAAAUGACCAACAAGAAAAUAAACUACACGAACAACACAGGGAAGAAAUAGCAGAUAAAACAAACAAUUCUAAUGACACCGUAGCUGUUGUUGAUACUUUGCCAAAUUCAAAUAUAAAUGUGUCCACACGUACUUAUCCUAACGUAACACAGACCCUAGAGAUUAAAUCGGAAUUAAACGCUGGAUCCCUCACAGACGACCUAAAACAAAGUCCGACUGAUCCUUGCAGUAUCGAGGAUGAGAAGGUCUUAGACGCGAAUAGUAAUGUACGGGACCUACUUCACAUCGAAGAGGAGGCGGGAUAUUGUGAUAACUCCCAUUCUGUGGAGGAAAUAAUUCCUAAAUCGGAUAGUAAAAGUGUAGAGACGACAUUGAACACUAUUGAUUCUGGUGUUGGGGAAUCCGAUUUGGAAAUGAUGAAACGUUCUAAGCCAAUUGAUCAAGCCGUGUAUGAUCAAAACCUAGAAAUCUGGAACAAAUAUUUAGACAAGUCAGCCCCUAGUCGAGUUGCUCGAACCCCUUUACAAAAACCGUCGUCAUUUCGCCGAGAUGCAAAGGGCGUGAAAGCAAAACUAACUAAACACGUUCCAAAGAGGAGACCCCCCUCUGUGUACGAGUCGGUACUUCUAAAUCCGGUGUCAGAGCCCGAUAGGAAGACCUUUGUUUUCGAGUUACCAAAAAAUGUACCUCUUUCCAGACAAAAAAUAUUUGCCAUGAGACACAAAUUUUUAAGUCAAGAAAGCUUGGCACCAAGUCCUAUGCAAGACAAGUUCGCUUCUCACAAAGCCUCGCUUUCAUCCCUCCCACGAACGGGGCGCUACAAAAAACGCGAAUUGUCCUCAUCGCGCAAUUCUCUGAGAAACUCUAGCAUCGAAAGGAUAGAUCACAUUAGUAGCUUAUAUUCAUCUCGUGUUUCAUGUGACGAGUCGUUUGAAAAACGAGAACUACAUUCCCUGCAUGAAAACUGCAUGUUCUCACCUGCAAUACAUGAAGAAAUUCUUAACACCACAGAAUCCAUAGACAAUUUAGAUGGUAGUUUUUCAAUGAGUGGGUCUGAUAUGAUGCGCUACAGCUCAAUGGCAUCUCUGGUAGAAACUGAUAUAGAUACUGGCGAAACAACUGAGACACUCUUUGUUUACCCUGAUUCUGAUGUUGACUAUGACUUUGAUUUUCAGAGUUCCAUCAAAAGAGCACACAGUAUGAGUGAACUGGGUGCCAAAAAGCAGACGAAAAAGACGUCACGUGGUCGUUUCGCAGAUAAAAAUGUCGCCAAGUCAAAGAGUCUCCAGACCCUGGAAACAAACAUAGAUGACGUGUUUACAGCGAAAGGCGAGGGAAACCUCGCGCGUGUACCUUCUGUUCAUGAACUACGGGUGUCGAAAUCUCUACAAAAACUCAAUGUGCCGGACUGGUUUAAGAAUUCUAGUUUUUCGCGUAGUGGAAGUACAUUUAGUUUAUAUGGAUCCCAACAAAGACGGGACUCUACUUCUACCAUGUCAUCAAUAGGCUACCCUCCCAGCAUCUCCUCGUCCGCUUGCCAGUCUCCUUUACAACAAAACCCUGUCGUCAUAAGAACUCGAGUAACGCCCCCUAGUGCCAAAUUCUUCCGCGGUCCUAAGCUACCAAUGACUCCCGAAAAAGCCCCCAUAUCUCCAGCUAGUAUAUCUUUACCAAGUGACAAAUUUAGAAACAAAGAAAAGCCAAAAGAGCUAAUGCCCAUACCUAUAGUGCCUUUCUCACAGUUACGACUUAUGUUUGAAAAGAGCACGGACUCAAGGGCAGCCGACCCUGCUCCGGUGAAACCUACUGUCAAUGCCCCUGUUAACGCCCCCUCUGCAACUUCACCUACUAGGCCUAAACAUAUCCCAGUAACAGAGACAAAGGUACCGCCAUCUAUACUCAAAAAGACAACGCCGAUCUCGCCGACGAUUGAAGACAGGUCUCCAAUGCAGCUUACAGAACAUUUCUCAAACGGCGAGCUCAACCAUGAGCCAUAUAAACAACGCAAGCCUCCUGGGGCGGACCAGGCUGUCCCCAAACCGCAGACCGUCGACAAAGAAAGAAUCCAGAAGGAGGAAGUUACGCCACAGAGGGAGAUCCCGGACGGUUCGAUUCCUCGUGGUGUGCAGCCAAAGAACGCUAGCAACAAGCCUGCGAUGGUCGCCCGCCCCACGCCUGCGCUUAGACAACCCAAACCAGCUGUAGCUGAGUCCGCCCAGAGUAGAAAAGAGACUACAGUUUGAAACUGGUGGAUCAUAUAGUUGUGUUUCGCAAAGCAAUGUUUACUUGUGUACCAUUGCUAGUUUACCGACAUCGGGCCAUAAAUCGGAUCUGACUGCGACUCAGAGGACAUCUACAUCCGUGUUCAUGUUUUGUGCAGGGUUUCUAUGAACAUUGUGCACUGGAUUUGUUCAAAUACUACACAACACAUGUUGUUCAUGACUCACUCCAAAUGGAAACAAAAGGAGGGUUUUCCUCCUCUCCUAGUCCUUGUGUCAGACGUUUAUGGUGUUAUCCCAUUUGAAAGGAAACUCCCUUUUGUGUUUUACCAGAUUUGUUGUCUUUUUACGUUUUCUUUUUGUGGAAUCUGUUCUGUGUGCUGACCUAGAUUUAAUCGUAUCAUUCUGCCUUUCUCGCUGGAUCUUUAAUUUGUUCAAAAGAAAUGUUUUGACUCUGACACAAAGACCGAUUAUUAUCCUAUUUUGUUCAGAAGAAUUCGGAAUUUACUCCAUUUAGUUGGGAUAGAAAAAAAUAUUGAUAUCAAGGUUGGAUUGCCUAUUUAAAAUACUUUUGGAUAAUCUGUCGAAUAAAUUGGUUGAAAGGUUGAAACAAUUUUAGCAAGGUUUUUGUUUUUUGCCAUAUUGUACUAUUUAUUACAUUUUACAAAACAUAUCUGUCCAAUUAUCUGCUAUGUUUAUGCCUGGCGGAAAUUUUAUUUGAAGACACAUCUGUUGCUUUUAUCAGCUUGUGAAGGUAUACAGUUUUGUUACCUGUAAUAAGACGGCUACCUGAGGAUGGGGAUGGCUCCCAGGUGUACCAUUGUGUCUACCUGUGAGACGAAGCCUCAGCCUCAGUCAGCUGAUUAAUAAAAAAAUCACCAGGUCGAUCUCCUUUGACUGGAACAAGAUUAUUUUCUUUUGAUUAAUGGCGUUUGAAAUUGCUUUUCCUUGGCCGCUCGCUUUUUUUUUUCUUUUCUGUAUUGUGGCAGACAACAAUUUUGUGAAAAUAGCUGAUAUACGAGGCACUACAAGAUAGGUAUUUGAUGUUGGCUUGUAUACUGCACAGCUUUUGACAUUGUGAAAAGGGAAUUAGUUAAAGGGGGUUAAAAAGGGGGGUUUAUUUUCACACUUAGCCCUGUACAGAAGAGGCAGCCCUAGUUUCGCGUCGAUCUGUUUUUUAUGGACGUAUGUGGCCCCGGGGGGUUAUGGUGUCUGGCGCUCACACUCUCCGUCAUUGACCACGCCAGAUCAUAAGACGGGGAAACUGGUUAUGAAAAGAUACACAAUGAAUAUAUAUAUUUAUUGUCAACUGUUGUUUUACAUGUUUGUUUGUUUGUUUUAAAUGUGUGAAAGAGAGAGGAAGAGGAUGGUUUUGAAUGUCUCGGAAUUCUGUUCAUUUUAUUGUUUCUGAAAACACUGGCAUUGAGAAGGGCAAUCGAUCCAAUAUAGCAAGUAUUUUACGAUAUUUUAUGAAUUGUACAUUAUAAAAUUGUAACUUUCUAAACUUUUUUAUUGAAUUUUACCAAAAAGUUAUGUAAAUUUCACACAUUGUUAAGUUUUAUAACUGAACAAAACUUAAUAAAAAAGAUUGUUUAACUUGA